CGGCUAAUUAUAAAAGUGCGACAAAUUUCGGUAAGAGACAAGUCAAAUGGGGGAUGCUACUGCUCAUUUUUAAAAGAACUAAGGCCAGUUUUUUUUGACGCUUGAGUCUUGACGCAAGCAGGCAAGAACCCUAGGAACUAAAUCACUGCAUUGAAUUCUGUUUUCAUCAACCAUUUCUCUUCUCUGAGUUAUUAUGGAAAUGCAAUGUCAUCUUGGAAUCACGAAAAAUAUACCCAACAUGCUGUUUGAUGGAAUGCGCAAGAAAGAUCAACAUUUAUCAAGACUACAAUUCAAGUCAAGGAAUACAAAAGCGUUGGCAUCUUCUGACUCAUUGGAAAUGUCUCCUGUACCUAAGAAUUAUGAAAAAGACCGGCCUUUAGUGAAGAUGUGUGGAAUUACUUCUGCUAAAGAUGCUGCGCUUGCAGCUGAAGCUGGUGCUGAUUUUAUUGGGAUGAUUAUGUGGCCAAAAUCAAAACGUUCUGUUUCUCUUUCAACUGCAAAGGAGAUUUCAGAGGUUGCUAGGAAGUAUGGGGCUGAGCCAGUGGGGGUAUUUGUAGAUGAUGAUGCUGAAACUAUUUUAAAAGCUGCUGCAGCAUCUACCAUAGAAUACGUCCAGCUUCAUGGGAAUGGUUCUCGGAGUGCUCUCCCACUGUUGGUGAAGGAGAAUCGAAUUAUAUACGUUCUUCACUCCAAUAAAGAUGGGGUCCUCCUAAAUAAUAUCUCUCUAGAUGAUUGUUCUCUGAUAGACUGGAUCCUAGUAGAUAGUGUAACUGGUGGAAGUGGAGAGGGAUUCGAUUGGACGCAGUUUAAACUACCAUCUGUUAAAAGCAAACGUGGUUGGCUAUUGGCAGGAGGAAUCAAACCCGAUAAUGUUAAGGAAGCCCUUGUUACUCUCCGUCCUAAUGGAGUUGAUGUUAGCAGUGGCAUUUGUGCUUUGGAUGGCAUACAGAAGGACGAGUUACGAAUUUCUACUUUCAUGAAAGCAGUGAAUUCUGUGCGGUAUUGAGGGUAAGAUCACAUACAUCUUAGAUCUUCAUCUUUCUAAAACCGUCAUUGAAUAAAUGUACAGAAAAUGGCUACUUUCAUGGGAUAGGAAUUAGGAUUAGUUGCAUCCUCCACUAUACUUGUAAAAUUUGUACGAGUUCUCAUGUAGAUGAGUCAAUUAGUAAAAGUAUAUUAUACAAGUUUUGGGUGUCGAAACAGAUGAGAGAAUAACAAAAUAUGAGCAUCAGUAUCAAUAUAAUUCAUUGUUCUUCAGAGUUUUUGUGAGAGAUAAGAAUGCUUUCUUGUACCUUAUGAGCUUUCUUGUACCUUAAGUUACCGAAUGAAACAGUUGGAUUCUUGUAUCUAAUGUUACAAUGAAAAAUAAUAUAAUAUAAUAUAAAAUUGCGAAUCUGUUUUUGAUUGGGAAUCUUCUGUCAUGAUACUUUUUUACGAGACAUGUAGAUGUAUGAUGGAGAUAAGACCAACAUCUAGUCACCAAUUGGAACAACAUAGUCUUGCCAGGUAAAAGUAGUAUACAUAAGGGAUCGACACCAAGCAUUUUUAUUUUUACCACCAUUAUUAAUGUGCUUUUCAAAUCUAUGUGGAAAAUUGUGUUAUGGGCAUGCUUUUUGCUGAUGAAAUUGUACUAGUUGUUGAAACUAGAUAGGAGACUACUAUGAAAUUAGAGGAGUAAAGGGCUGUUAGAAGGCAAAUGGUUGCGUAUUAGUCGUACAAAAACAAAAUAUUUGAAACACAAUUUUAGUGGGAUAAAGCCGAAAAGUGAUCUCGAGGUGACCAUUGGACAAGAUGUUGCAAGUACUACCAAAUUUAAAUAUUUAGGAUUGAUUUAUCAGAGCAAUGCGGUGUUAGUUGAAGAUGAAACCCAUCAAAUUCAAGCGAAUUGGCUUAAGUGGAAGAAUCACCACUGGAAUGCUAUGUGUUAAGAAGUUUCCCACUAGACUAAAAGGUAAAUUCUAUAGAAUUGUAAUCAAACCAACUUUUUUAUGUUAAGAAGUCCUUCGAACAAAAGGAAGACGUAGUUGAGAUGCGAAUGCUAAUGUGGAUGUGUGGAGAUACAAUAAUGGAUGAAUUUUUGAACCAAGAGUUAGAGAGAAGUUAGGGUUUACCUCUCUAUCGCUAAGCUACGUGAAAAAAAAGUUAAGGUGGUUUAGACAUGUGAGAAGAAAGAUUGUCGACGUACUCGUAAGGAUGGUGGAGAGCCUCGUGGUGAAGGGUACGAGGAGUUGAGGUAGACCAAAGAGAAAGUGAGAGGACUAGAUAAAAACUGACUUGCGCGAGUUGCAACUAUUUGAGGUCUUGAUGAGAGAUAUGAAUAGUUGGAGACGUCAAAUGCGUUUCUUAGACUUUUGACUGACCAAGGAGAACAUAAUAUCCGUGUUUUUACUUAUUUAUUUUUAUGGCUCAACCCUAGUGUAGCUUAUGUUGUGUUUUGCCGGUAGCAUUUCUCAUGAGGCGUGUUGUCACUCCUCUCUUAUUACAGACCUCUCUUUUUGGGUUUAUUUAACUGUGUGUGCAUCCCUUUUCACCCUAUCUUCGGAGGGGGUAUGCGUACGAUCUGUACGUUACCUUUUUUUUGUACCUUAACUUUGUGAGAGACAUUAGAUUGAUGAUUAUGACUAUGAAAUUAUUUUUAGGUUGAAGUUGGAGACAACUAAAAUUAUCUAGUUGUCAAUACUCAAUUCUUGUCCUUUUGUCUUAUGGCUAAAUAUACUUUCUUUGCCACUUAUUUUGCAUUAUAUAGGUGAAAAAAAUUUCACAUCAUAACAAAUACAAUGCAAAAUAAGUGGGACAAAGAUCUAUACAAUGCAUUAAAUUCUAAUAUUUUGAAGAAAUAUUUUUAAUAAACUACUAAUAAGGAAAGGUAAUGAGAAUGUACAAGAACUACAUCUGCUUUUUCUAGGACUUUCUAUGUUGCUAAGUGGGAGUCCUUCCUACAUAUUUGGAAUUAGAAAAAAAAAAGUUAUUAUCUAAAAAAUUCUCAAAAUAAGCUUUCAGAAAUUUUUAUUUCCAAAAUAAGUGUAUCCACGCUGAA
Messenger RNA from Amaranthus tricolor (Joseph's coat), 3037 nucleotides. Its product is annotated as N-(5'-phosphoribosyl)anthranilate isomerase 1, chloroplastic-like. The coding region runs from base 194 to 1006 and encodes 270 amino acids. Gene Ontology annotation, biological process: L-tryptophan biosynthetic process. The transcript is spliced from 5 exons. NCBI's taxonomy places the organism in Eukaryota, Viridiplantae, Streptophyta, Magnoliopsida, Caryophyllales, Amaranthaceae. Gene Ontology annotation, molecular function: phosphoribosylanthranilate isomerase activity. The record is from RefSeq and is a predicted model, not a curated record.